Clunio marinus is the source of this 234-nucleotide messenger RNA. NCBI's taxonomy places the organism in Eukaryota, Metazoa, Arthropoda, Insecta, Diptera, Chironomidae. The record is from the annotation of a GenBank genome assembly.
AUGUCGAUGAUCGAAGAUCAUGAGACGAUUUUUAAACGGCAUAAAGAGUGUCAGUUUUAUAGCUGCUUCGAAAGGCCCAAAGCAUCAGACAUCAUAAGUAUUUCAAGACAAAAAUUAUUUAUUAGCGAUGAGAAACCAUCAAAAACUUCAACUGUUUGUGAGCUUUGUAACGGAUUUAUGGGAGAGAGUCCAGGAAGUGCAUGUUAUCUUGAACCAUUAGCGACUACAAAGUAG